This is a messenger RNA of Numida meleagris (helmeted guineafowl), 3314 nucleotides long. RefSeq names its product RNA binding motif protein 19 (gene RBM19). The coding region runs from base 120 to 3014 and encodes 964 amino acids. Lineage: Eukaryota; Metazoa; Chordata; Aves; Galliformes; Numididae. The transcript has 25 exons. Gene Ontology annotation, molecular function: RNA binding. The record is from RefSeq and is a predicted model, not a curated record.
UGGCGCUGCGAACCCACGUGAUGCAGCGGGAAGAUGGCGGCGCCCAGGGGCGGCGUGUGGGACGCUGAGCGGCGUUGGGCCUAGUGCGGUGUUCGCUUGGGUUGCUCUCUGUUGCCGACAUGUCGCGGCUCAUCGUGAAGAACCUCCCCAACGGGAUGAAGGAAGAUCGCUUUCGGAAGCUAUUUGCAGCCUUUGGCACACUGACUGAUUGCUGCUUGAAGUUCACCAAGGAUGGUAGGUUCCGGAAAUUUGGCUUCAUUGGCUACAAGUCUGAAGAUGAAGCUCAAGCAGCACUUGGCCAUUUCAACAGAAGCUUCAUAGACACCUCCAGAGUCACUGUUGAGUUAUGCAAGUGUUUUGGUGACCCUUCAAAGCCCAAAGCAUGGAGUAAGCACUCUCAGAAAGUCCCUGCCUUGGAAAAACAGCCUGAGAAACCUGUGACAAGUGCAGCUCCUGCAAGCACAAAGAAAGAUAAAAAGAAGAAAAAUCCCUCAGAAAACUUAAAGGAGCUGGAAGAAGAUAAAACAUUCCAGGAGUUCUUGGUGGUUCACCAGAAACGGUCUCAGGUGGCCACUUGGGCUAAUGACACUUUGGCAGAGGAGCCCAAAAAGGAAAAAUCAAAGCCAGCAGCUGAUUAUUUGAACUUUGAUUCAGAUGAGUCUGAGGAUCUGAGUGAGGAGGAGGAGAAGGAUGGGAGUGAAUCCUCUGAAGAUGAGAAAGAAACCAAAGCAAAGAAACGACAGGAGAAGAAGGCAGCUACUAGGGAAGACCUCUCAGAUAUGGAUUACCUGAAAUCUAAAGUAGUGAGGGAUUCCUCCUCCUACUCUUCAUCCAGUACAGAGGAAGAAACAGAUAGUGAUGAAGUGGAAGAGGAAAGCAAAAAUGAGGAGGAUUCUGGCAUUACAGAAAAUAUCAGCACCCACAUAGGAAAAAGGAGGAAGUCAAAACCCCAAACAGCAGAGCAAGAGACACCACCAGAUAAGAAGAAAGAAGGAUCCACACUAGAGUUCUCUGCGCAGCAGAAGCACCAAGUCAGUUCAGCAGAAGCAAGCACACCACACACAGUGAGACUACAUGGUGCUCCUUUGAACAUCACUGAGCAAAAGAUUCGAGAAUUCUUCUCACCUCUGAAGCCAGUGGCAAUCCGGAUAGGAAAAAAUGCCCAGGGGAAAAAUACAGGUUAUAUCUUUGUUGACUUGAAGAGUGAAGCAGAAAUGCAAAGGGCCUUGAAGCGGAAGAAAGAAUACAUAGGUGGGCGAUACAUCAAGGUGUCCCGAUGUGAGAAUACCCCAAAAGAAACUGUUACAGUAAAAACUGAUGACCAGCCAUGGCAACGAAUGAAGAGGGAUGAUGAGGAAGAGGAAGAUUUGUCUGAAUCAGGGAGACUCUUUGUCAGAAAUCUUCCUUUUACUAGCACUGAGGAGGACUUGGAGAAGAUCUUUUCCAAGUAUGGGCCCCUCUCAGAGAUCCAUUUCCCGAUUGACAGACUGACCAAGAAAUCCAAAGGAUUUGCUUUUAUCACCUACAUGAUUCCUGAGCAUGCAGUGAAGGCCUAUGCAGAAAUGGAUGGGCAGGUGUUCCAGGGCAGAAUGAUGCAUCUUUUACCCUCCACAAUCAAAAAGGAAAAAAUUGAAGAUAUAGAUGCAGAAGAAUCUACCUCCUACAAAAAGCAGAAGGAGGCCAAGGACAAAGCCAGCAGUGCCAGCUCUCACAAUUGGAAUACGUUGUUUGUGGGGACAAAUGCUGUGGCUGACGCCAUUGCUCAGAAAUACAAUGCUUCCAAAAGCCAAGUGCUGGAUCAUGAGAGUAAAGACAGCGUGGCAGUGAGGAUUGCUCUGGGAGAAACUGAGCUGGUCCAGGAAAUCCGACGGUUCCUCAUUGAAAAUGGAGUUAGUCUGGAUUCCUUCAGUCAGGCUGCUGGUGAGCGGAGUAAAACUGUGAUCCUGGUGAAGAACCUCCCUGCCAGCACAAGCACGGCAGAGCUGGAGGCUGUCUUUGGCAAACAUGGCAGCCUGGGCAGGGUGCUACUCCCAACCGGAGGCAUCACAGCCAUCGUGGAGUUCCUGGAGCCAACCGAGGCCAAGCAAGCAUUCACCAAGCUGGCCUACUCCAAGUUUCACUCUGUGCCGUUGUAUCUGGAAUGGGCUCCAAUGAGUGUCUUCUCCAGCCCAGCCCCUCAGAAAAAUAACAGAGAGGCUCUGGAAAAGGAGGGAAAAGAAAGGCUAGUACCUGAUGGUGACACAGCUGUAAAGGCCUCAGAGGAAACAUCAGCACAGGAUGAGGAAGAAGAUGAAGAGGAAGAUGAGGAAGAGAGCAUUCCAGGGUGUACCUUGUUCAUCAAGAACCUCAACUUUACCACCACAGAAGACACACUGAAGGAGACGUUCUCUAAAGUGGGAGCUGUGAAGAGCUGCACAAUAUCCAAGAAGAAAGACAAAGCAGGCACUUUGCUUUCCAUGGGCUUUGGAUUCGUGGAGUACAGGAAGCCAGAGAGUGCUCAGAAAGCGCUGCGCCGUCUCCAGGGCUGCAUUGUAGAUGGCCAUAAGCUGGAAGUGAAAAUCUCAGAGAGAGCUGUCAGGCCUGCUGUGAAGUCCUCCCGAAAGAAGCAGACAGUCAAGAAGCAGAAGACUUCCAAGAUCCUAGUCCGAAACAUCCCAUUCCAGGCCACCGUCAGGGAAAUCAGGGAGCUCUUCAGCACCUUCGGGGAGCUGAAGACUGUCCGGCUGCCCAAGAAGAUGUCGGGAACAGGCUCACACCGCGGCUUCGGCUUCGUGGAUUUCCUCACCAAGCAGGACGCCAAGAAAGCAUUCAAUGCCCUGUGCCACAGCACGCACUUGUAUGGCCGCAGGCUGGUCCUGGAGUGGGCAGACACAGAGGAGACAGUGGAGGCCCUGAGGCGGAGGACAGCUGACCACUUCCACGAUUCCCCAAAGAAGAAGAAGCGAUCAGAGGUGUUGGGUGAGAUCCUGGGGCAGCUGGAGGAAGAGGAAAGCAACAAGGAUGAGGCUGUCUAGCUGGUCUCCAGCGUGGCGAGGGCUGAUGGAUGGAGAACCGAUGGAUUCUCAGUGGACACGCACCUGUUGCGUACCCGCAGCCGUCUGGCGAUCCCUGAAGCGCAGAGCUGUGCUGCUGCCCCAGGACCCCCCUCCAUCCACAGCACCAGGGCAGGAGCGCGGCGCUCUGACCCCAGCGCUGAGGUGGGAGUCCUCACCGGCCCCAAGGACUCUGGCAGAUUUGCUCUUCAUGUCUGAAGGAAAUCAUCAUUUGUACACAUUAAAAGCCAUGCAUAUAUUUUUAAUAAGAGUUUUCCAAAA